AUGGAGGAGAAAAAAAGACGAACGAAAGGAAUCGUAACCGCGGAGGAGAUGAAGGCGACGAGGGAGGAUCGGGUGCUGCGAAAGUUCGAGGACGUGAAGAAUAAGUGGGACAAACAGAGACAGCUGAUAAAGGAACGGACGAAGAAGAAGGGGGAAACCCUGGCCGACCAGGGGGAGAAGUACCGGGAGAGAAACGAAGUAAUGAGAAGGAAAAGGGGUGACAUCUCUCCCGAAGAUAUGGCCAUAGGAUUGAACACCCUCAUUGAACACCUCAACAAAGAGGAGAAAAAAAAAGUGAACUGGACAGAGAACCUACGGGCCGAAAGCGGAAGCAUCAGAUUUAAAGAGGCAGUGAAAAAGGUCAAUCUUGAAGGGGGCCUUUGCAAAGGGAAUAGGGAAAUAUUCGAGAAGGAAGGGGACGAUCGCUACGUCACGAACAGAGACGCCAAGAAGAAACUCUACGAGGGGCAAAUAAUCAACAAGAUUAAAAGCAACCUGGAGUUCGUUUUGAAAAAUUUUGCCAUUCCGUUGGACAGUGCCUUCGUCGUGCAGGGGAGGAAGGUCGACUUGGCGGAGGCAGCAACUGUGGAUGAGGUGGGAAAUGCGAAUGAGGAGGCACUCCCCACUGCAUGCAACAUAGAGGACACCACCCAUGACCGUAAGGUGGACACCCCCUCGAAUGAACAACCCCUGCGAACGAGCAAACAAGUCAUACGAAUUGAAAACCGAGGAAGGAAAGUCAUCCCCAACUCGAUUGAGCUGCACAACACAUCGUCCAGCAUAGUUGUCUUUACCAUUUCGUAUAAAAAAAAACUUAAACUGGAAAAUGAAGUAUUAAGACAGAAGGAUUAUCUCUUCUUCGAUGAGCACAAGAACUACACUCUGGUCAUUUCUCCCAAUGCAGGUUACCUAAAACCGGGGGAGAAAAAGACAAUAAGUUUGACUUUUUUUUUUCACUACUUUGUGAAUACCUUCGGUACACUAACCAUUAGGUACUUGUGUAACGAGCAGGUUUUCCAGAGAGACGUUUCGGUGCAGGUGGAUUCUUUUCACGACAUUGGCGGGACCGUGUUCUGGGGGGAUUCCUCAUCGGGAGGUUGUUCCCCUUCUGCCAACCUUGCACAGACGAAAAACGGACAUGGAGGGGCACCCCUAAAGAAUCCCCUUAAAACCUUCUUUUUUUACACCAAAGGAAGAGUCUUCUCAUCAGCUAACCAUUUUUGUAACCAUGAGAAGGAGCUAACACUUGAGAUGAUCCACCCUGUGAAGGACGAUCAUGUGAAAGUUUCACCCCCCUCAGGAGAAUUCACCUCAGAAGGAAGUUUACCCAACGGGGGGGAUAAAAUAGACGAACAUCACACGACCAGUUCUCUAUAUAGGAAUGCCUCCGUCAAGAAAAAUCUGAGUGAAUCAUUCCACGAAGCAGUUAAACAGUACGUAGUAACUUUGGUAAAGUCUUACGUUAGUGUGCACGGGGGGGAUGAAGGACAGGGGAUCCCUUUGAGUACACAGAACAAGGUUCCCACGCGAGCACAUGAGAAUGAACACCACUCCAGUCAUACGUCUAAACGGGGGAAGGAACCUUUAAGAGGAGUGAAGGGAGGAGAGUCGCCUCCAAGUAUAGAUGAACAAAAUAUAGCAUUCGCAAAGGACACCUUUUUUAAACACCUUCUGAGAAGCUUCCCCAAUGCAUUGAAUAAAAGUUACUUGGCUACUCUCCUACACAUGGCUCUCGAGCAAGCUCUACUAACCAGGUCUCACUCCCUCUACCUGCGUCGCUAUUUCGACAUCCUUCAGUUUGUGCGGAUCACUAUGCUGAGGGAGAAGACAUGGGAUGACCUCCCACCAGAGGGAGAAACUAUUUUUGUCCAAACGAAUGCACACCUGCUUAGUUACAUAGUUGGGUUUGUUCACGACCUGUACAGAUCGAACAGAGAGAAUCACCAAGUGAAUCAUAUAAAGGAAGUUUUUUUUUAUUUUCUCUCCUCUGCCUUUCUGUGCAUCCGUCGGGGUGUUAGAAAUGUGAUCCUCUUUGUGGAUGCCAACAAGGGGGGAAGUAUUACCAUGGGGGAGGACUUCUUCCAUGCGGUGUUCCACUCGUUUAUGUUUUCCUACGUGAGGGCGUUUCUCUCUGCCCAGGGAAAGACACACUACGCGUUGCAUUUUGUCAGGGGGGAGUCAGACGUCUCCCAAGUAUGUGAAGCCAUUCUCUCUCAGCGGGGCCAUGUCAAGGAGGAUGGUGGUGACGACGUGCCUACUCAAGUUGCUUGUGACGAUGCCAUCUGCAAAGUGGACGGCACGGAUGGAGAAACCCCCCCAGAGGAUGACUUUUUCAAAAAUUUUAAAGCAGAUGAGGAUUACGCGAAUUGUUUUUCUGGCGAAAGUGGGGGGGAUAAAUCACCCCACGGAGGGGGGGAUAAUAAAAAGGGGAACAUUGUUUUUGUCGAGGACAGGGAGGUGUUUGCUCGGGCGGUGUAUGAGUGGCACUACGGUAGGUUAGUGGGCAAGGUGGAGAGUCGGUUGGCAAGUGCACAGGUGGGUCAGGCGGAUCAUCCGUCUGCAGUUCUUCCCACCAAUGGUUUACCGACUGAUGAUGCACCCACCACUGGUGAUCCGAUCACACUGAUGAAGAAAAAAACUGCGACGGGGAAAAUGAAGAAGAAAAAAAAUGCCAAGGGGGGGAAAGGUACAGUACGUGAAGGAAGUAGUAUACCCCAUAGAGGACGAUCCACCGCGGAGGGAACAAUGAGCCAAAAUGAUGAUCCUACUGAUGAGCCAACGGGAAGCAAAGAACACCCCUGCACGAACCACCACCUGGAGAAGCUCUUCGACAUUUUAGGCGUCUCAACCUACAUUAUAGAUGACCAUAUCGAAGCAGAGAGGAAAAAGUGCAUGCACGUGCCGGAGGGUAUACAAGUGCAGGUAGGGAUGGUGGCCACCAAAAUGGUUAACAUCCUCCCCUUCGUGUUCAAUGUCAUAUCUGUCAAGCAGCUGGAUAAACUUUACCGACAAGAAAGACACGCCAAUUAUUUUUUGUAUGAUUAUUUUGUGUUGAGGAACCGAGAUCGCCUCUUAGAGGCAAUGCGGAAGAUAGUGCACUACGUGGAUGAACAGGGUGACAUUUCCGACAAGAAUAACUUGUUUGGGAAAAUUCCGCUCCCAUGUGACUAUGACGUGGGUCCAUUCGAACAGGGGAAGAAUUCAACUACCAUGCAACAGGAAGACACACUCAUUGGGGAAGAAAAUCACACCCCACCCAGGGAGGUAACCCCGAAGUACCUAUGGAUCAUUUCACCGAAUAUAAAAAACGACCUGUUGGAUAUGUCCAACUUGAGCGACAUGAUAGAAUGGCUGAAGCUGCUGAACUUGGCCAUUUGUAUGAAGGUGUCUGAUGUGUACAUAUGUGGGCAGUUGUUUUUUUUGUUUCUCUUUUUCAUGUGUGAUUCGGGUUCCUUGCCUGGCCGGUGGUGCCAAGGGGGUGGGAAACGUAACAACCAGGCUUACCUUCGCAUAGAUGUGGACAAUCCUACCAGGAGGUGUCCCUCUGCUGGAGAGACACACGAAGUGAACCAUGACCCUUCCCACGUUAAACUGGACUUUUUCGACGUGAAGCACUUCCCAGAACCCCUCCUCCUCCUGCUCAAAGUCAACCUAUUUAACAUUCUACAGCUGUGUGAUUGGUACCAGAUUAGGUUGCACUUCCCGCACGACAUGAUCCUACACCUGAGUGAGUCCCUCCGGAGAAGCACCUCGACAAGCCCCCUCCCCUCCCUGUACUGCCGCUUCCCCUACAAAAAUUACAACCAAAUGAUACAGGCCAGUAGGAGGAAGUUCCUUCGCACGUAUGGACACCGACUGGCCAAUCUGGGCAGCUUCACGAGGGAAAUACUAAAGAGGGGGGAGUCUCCCCAGGGAAAGUCCAACUGGGAGGAGAAACCAUUCGUGAGAGACGACGAAGAAGUAGUGGCCAUUCCUGUGGAUCCUCCUCCUCCAACAGAACAAACCGCUUCAUCCCCCCAACGACGAGUCCGAGUCUGCUCACAGGACGUUGGACGCCGCACGUUGAAUAACAUUGUUGGGGAAUUGCGGGGGGCAGAUAAAGUACUGUGGUUGUGUGGGGCUUUCGAGAGGGACCCAAAAGAACAAGGCUCCUACAACAGCGUGCAACUGCUCUACUGCAUCGCGGCUGCCCAGAGGGAGGAGCACAAACUAAGCGAAGGGGACCAGCCAAAGGGAGACGCGCCCCAGUUCAGUCCCCCUGACCAACGCGACGUCAUGCACGUGAACAACCUCAUCGUGUUGAAUGAGGACGUCUACGCCCUGUACCACCGCCAGCCACGAAAGGACGCUAACAUCCCCUUUCUGUUCCCCAGCCACAGGGUGCUGGUGCACCUCUUCGACCGGACCUUCCCCCAGUCCGGGUUCUUCUCUCCGUUCUAG
Molecule: messenger RNA, 4440 nt
Organism: Plasmodium coatneyi
Lineage: Eukaryota; Apicomplexa; Aconoidasida; Haemosporida; Plasmodiidae
Exons: 4
Coding region: 1-4440 (1479 amino acids)
Source: RefSeq, a predicted model, not a curated record